UCAGUUGUACAUUUACUUUCCUGGUUGCCGUACAAUGAAAUACCUGUAUUUAUAAGAGUAACAAAAUAUCUAUCUUGUUAUGGCGACUUCAUCUUUAAAUUGCGGUGUGUGUGAUCUCCGUCAUAUUUCCAAACUUUCUGCGGUCUGGUGUACUGAAUGUGAUGAAGGACUUUGCGCAGAUUGUCAGGAACACCACAGUUUAUCUAAAGGAACUCGAAAUCAUACUAUUAUACCAAUUUCCGAAUAUCAUAAAUUGCCUAGUGAUGUAGUAAAGAUUAGUCAGUUCUGCGACAAGCACAAUGAAAAAUUCAGCAUUUACUGCAAGCUGCAUGAAUGUCCUUGUUGUAGGAACUGUAUUGUAGAAAGUCACAACAAUUGCCAACAAAUUUCGAAAUUAGAAGACGUCAUUAAUAACGUCAAGUCGUCAAAUGCAUUCUAUGAUAUCGAACAGACAUUGAAGGAAGUCGCUGAAAAUAUUGAAAAAAUUCGAGAGGACCGACAAAACAACUUGAAAACUUUACCUGAGUCUCGGAAGCAGAUUGAGAAGGAAAUCCAAAAGACCAGAACAGCAAUCAAUAAUCAUAUCAACAAAAUACAUUCAAAUAUAAUAAAGGAGCUAUAUGCUGCGGAAGAGAAGGAGAGUAAAAAUAUCCGUCAACUGUUGAAUUCUUUAGAGGAAAAACAACAUGAGAUUUCGUUAUUGCAGGGGAGCAUUUCAGAUAUCAAACAGCAUGCGUCGGAUCUUCAGACUUUUUUGUCGAUGAAACGAAUUGAAACGGAAGUCUCUGGCAAAAAUGAAUACCUUAUUUCAAUAUCCAGUAACGAUAAUUUGAGGCAGAUGGUUCUGUCAUUUAAUAUCAACACUGCCAUUCAAAAUCUCAUAUCCGGUAUUCCAAAUUUUGGAACGAUCAUGGUUGAAAGUAAACCAUCCGACAUUGAGCUUACCACGAACAAGCAAAAACAAGCUCAAAUGAUGGUGACAAAAGUACCAUCAAUAUCGUUUGAAAAUAUCAAUCUAAAGUUACAGUGGACCAUUAACACCAAAGAAGACAAAAACACUGUAGGUACAUAUCUGCUACCAGAUGGAAGGAUGGUAUUUUGCAGCAGUCAUUUCUAUGGCGGUGAACAUCCUAAAUUUUAUAAUGGCGACUUCAUCUUUAAAUUGCGGUGUUUGUGAUCUCCGGCAUGCAUCUAUCCCUUCUGUGGUCUGGUGUACUGAAUGUGAUGAAGGACUUUGCGAAGGUUGUCAGGAACACCACAUUUUAUCUAAAGCAUCUCGAAAUCAUGCUGUCAUUCAAAUUUCUGAAUAUCACAAAAUACCUAGUAAUGUAGUUCAAGUUUCUCAGUUUUGUGAAAAGCACAAUGAAAAAUAUAUCAUUUACUGCAAGAAGCAUGAAUGCCCUUGUUGUAGCGACUGCAUUGUACAAAAUCACACUAAAUGCGAUGAAAUCGUAAAACUGGAUGACGUCAUUCAUAACGCCAAAACAUCAAAUGCUUUCUAUGAAUUUGAGCAGACAUUGGCAGAUGUAUCUGCAAAUAUUGAGAAAAUCAGAAAAGACCGACAAAAGAACAUGAAGACAUUAUCUGAGACUCGGAAGCAAAUUGAGAAGGAAAUCCGAGACAUCCGAUCAGCGAUCAAUAAUCAUAUCGACAAAAUACAAGCCGAUCUAAUAAAGGAGCUAUAUGCAUUCGAAGACACGGAGAGUAAGAAAAUCCAUCAACUGUUACAUUCUUUGGAGGAAAAACAAGGAGAGAUUGCAAUAUUACAGGAGAACCUAUCCGAUAUCAAACAACAUGCUUCGGAUCUUCAGACUUUUUUGUCAAUGUCACGAAUUGAAAAGGAGGUUUCUGGCAAAGAUGAUUACCUCAGGUCAAUAUCCGGUAACGAGAAUUUGAAAACGAUGGUUCUGUCAUUGGAUAUCAACACUGCAAUGCAAAAUAUCAUUUCCGAUAUCCAAACUUUCGGAAAGAUCAUGGUUGAAAGUAAACCGUCCGACCUUGACCUUACCGCGAACAAGCAAAACCAAGCUCAAAUGAUGGUGACAAAAGUACCAUCCAAACGGUUUGAAAAUAUCAAUCUAAAAUUACAACAGACCAUUAAUACAAAGAAAUCUGAAGACACUGUUGGUACAUGUUUGCUUCCAGAUGGAAGGAUUGUAUUUUCCAGCAGUUCGUUAUUCACUGGUACUGUUAUCGUGCUGAACGCAAAUGGAUCGCUGAGUUUUGAAAUAGAAUUUGACUUAUCACCCUUUGAUGUGGUAUUCAUAACAGAAAGCAAUACUUUGGCUGUAUCAUCUGGUGGUUCUGGUUCCAAGUGCAUUUCUAUAAUUGACAUGCAUAUCCAAAAAGUCACGAAAACUAUUUUUGUAAAUGGGUGGAUAUAUGGAAUAACAUGUAGGGGACCCAAAUUAGUUUAUUCUGGAAGUGAAAAUGGAAUUCGAAUGAUCAAUCCAAAUGACGAGACCAUUAUUGAAAUUGUCGGAGAUGAAAUGCCGUAUUACUGCUACGUUUCAACAUUUGCCAACAAGCUUUAUCAUACAAAUCCAGACAAAAACACCGUAACAUGUUAUGAUCUACAAGGUAAAAUACAUUGGAUAUUUCAAAAUGAAAGCGUUUUGCAAACCCCACAAGGUAUCGCUGUAGAUAAUGAUGGUAAUCUGUACGUAGUAGGACGUAAAUCAAACAAUGUCAUAAUAAUAUCUACCGAUGGACAACGACACCGACAACUGUUAUCUAGAAAUGAUGGCCUCUCUAAUCCACGUUCGAUUCAUAUCAGUAGGGAAAGGAAUGUGCUACUAGUUGUGAAUAACAAAGAUAAGGCAUUUUUAUAUUCUGUAAAAUAACACACUUCUCAAUUAUAU
This is a messenger RNA of Mytilus californianus (California mussel), 2861 nucleotides long. RefSeq lists its product as uncharacterized. Lineage: Eukaryota; Metazoa; Mollusca; Bivalvia; Mytilida; Mytilidae. Gene Ontology annotation, molecular function: protein binding; zinc ion binding. The record is from RefSeq and is a predicted model, not a curated record. The coding region runs from base 1083 to 2843 and encodes 586 amino acids. The transcript is spliced from 3 exons.